Sciurus carolinensis (gray squirrel) is the source of this 1877-nucleotide messenger RNA. It is a transcript of the gene As3mt, whose product is annotated as arsenite methyltransferase. The transcript is spliced from 11 exons. Gene Ontology annotation, molecular function: arsenite methyltransferase activity. Gene Ontology annotation, biological process: toxin metabolic process; arsonoacetate metabolic process. Gene Ontology annotation, cellular component: cytosol. The record is from RefSeq and is a predicted model, not a curated record. The coding region runs from base 139 to 1281 and encodes 380 amino acids. NCBI's taxonomy places the organism in Eukaryota, Metazoa, Chordata, Mammalia, Rodentia, Sciuridae.
GUUCCGGUGGGUUCCCGCCCGCCCUGCGUCCGGGGGUGGGUCCGGAUCCCGCUGACCGGCGCCAGGGCGGGGCCUUGGGUCCCGGACGCUGAGCCUCGAGCCCAAGACCCACUAGUGUCGCCCGGAGGCCCAUGAGACAUGCCUACCCCCCGCGACGCUGAGAGCCAGAAGGCUGAUAUCCGGAAGGACGUGCAGAACUACUACGGGCAGGUGCUGAAGACAUCGAAGGACCUCCAGACUAAUGCCUGCGUCACCACAGCCAGGGCGGUCCCCAAGCACAUCAGGGAAGCCCUGCAGAAUGUACAUGAAGAAGUUUCUUUAAGGUAUUAUGGCUGUGGUCUGGUCAUCCCUGAGUGUCUGGAAAACUGCUGGAUUUUGGAUCUGGGUAGUGGAAGUGGCAGAGAUUGCUAUGCACUUAGCCAACUGGUUGGUGAGAAGGGCCAUGUCACAGGAAUAGACAUGACCAAAGGCCAGGUGGAAGUGGCUAAAAAAUACCUUGACUAUCACAUGGAAAAAUAUGGCUUCCAGACCUCCAAUGUGACUUUCAUUCAUGGCUACAUUGAGAAGUUGGCAGAAGCUGGAAUUCAGAAUGAGAGUUACGAUAUUGUUAUAUCCAAUUGUGUUAUUAACCUUGUGCCUGAUAAAGAACAAGUGCUUCAGGAAGUGUAUCGUGUCCUGAAGCACGGUGGGGAGCUAUAUUUCAGUGACGUCUAUGCUAGCCUUGAAUUGCCAGAAGAAAUCAAGACACACAAAGUUUUAUGGGGUGAGUGCCUAGGUGGUGCUUUGUAUUGGAAGGAUCUUUUCCUCCUUGCCCAAAAAAUUGGAUUCUGCCCUCCACGUUUGGUCACUGCCAGUCUCAUUACAAUUCAAAACAAGGAACUUGAAAGAAUUAUUGGUGAUUGUCGUUUUGUUUCGGCCACAUUUCGCCUCUUCAAACUCCCUAACACUGGACCAACUAAAAGAUGCCAAGCUGUUUACAAUGGAGGAAUCACAGGACAUGAAAAACAAUUAAUAUUUGAUGCAAAUUUCACAUUUAAGGAAGGUGAAAUGGUUGAAGUGGAUGAAGAAACAGCAGCUGUCUUGAAGAAUUCACGAUUUGCUCGAGAUUUUCUCUUCAGACCAAUUGAAGACAAGUUGCCAACAUCUGGAGGCUGUUCUGUUUUAGAGUCAAAGGAUAUUAUCACAGAUCCGUUCAAGCUUGCAGAAGAUUCUGACAACAAAAAGCCCAAAUGUGCCUCCAAUGUUGCAGGAAGCUGCUGUGGCAAAAAGAAAAGCUGCUAAAUCUACAACUAGGAGACCACGAGGCUGAAGAACAGGCGCCAUGUUUUUAGCCUGCUCUCCUUCAUAGCAUAGAUAUAGGAAUAAAUGGCAAAAGGCACCAUGUUUUAGGUCACUGAUGAAAUAAGUGAAUGACUUUAGAAGGUGUUGAUUAAAGGUUCACAACAAAUCACCUAGAGUUUAGACUAGUUAAACUGCUUUAUUCUAUUCUUCAAUUAUUCAGAGUUCUAGUGCCACUUAGUGGUCAGAAGUGGAACUGAGUGAGGCAGUCUUAGGGCUGGGUCAAGGAAUAAGAAAGCCUUCAGUCAUAGAGUUGGCAGAGACUCUCAGGAAGAACGUCUUUCUCCUGGCCUGCGGGCAGCACCUUUUGGUCUUUUCUCCGUGUUUUCUCUAAACAAAGCUAGUACUGAAAUCAUAUGAAUCAUGCCAAAAAUGGCAAAUCAAAUUUGGUAGGCGUGCUCUUAAUAACUGUCAUUUUUUUUGGUACUGGGGAUUGAGCCCAGAAGGGCUUUACUACUGAACCACAUCCCCAGCCCUUUUAAUUUUCUUAUUUUAAGAUAGGUGUUGCUAAGUUGCUGAAGCUGGCCUCCAACCUGCAA